Messenger RNA from Pyricularia grisea, 501 nucleotides. RefSeq lists its product as uncharacterized. The transcript has a single exon. Bases 1 to 501 code for a protein of 166 amino acids. Lineage: Eukaryota; Fungi; Ascomycota; Sordariomycetes; Magnaporthales; Pyriculariaceae. The record is from RefSeq and is a predicted model, not a curated record.
AUGCAGAAUUGUGGCGCUCCUGCCGCGUCCUGCAGGCGCCCCGCCCCCAGCCCUGCGUCCACCACGUCUAACAGCGUAGGGCAGCAGCAGCAGCAGCACCCCGCGUCCAGGCAAGGAAGAACCAUGACCAUGGGGAACGCCAAUGAAAACGGUAGGGACCAGGGCGGGGACCAAGCUGUUCGACCCGGGCUGCGCAAGAUCGCGUCGUCCUUUGACAAGGUCAAGAGGGCGUUUACGUUCAGGAGUGACAAUAACGGCGGGAUGUCGUCCAGGCCCGGUUCUUCAUGCUCGCGCAGCGGUGUUGCAGCGGCCAGCGAGGCGUGGUCUGCGGAUCUCGGUGCGCCGGGUUGUCGGCCUGCCUGCGACGACUCCAACGUCGACGAACCGGUGAGGCAGUCGCGUGUCGGUGAAGAAGGUGAGUCUGAGAACGACGGCGCCGUGGAGCUGACGCAGGCUAACCCUCGAUUCAGCUACGACUCUGACCACGCGUCACCUUGCUAG